This is a messenger RNA of Corticium candelabrum, 1358 nucleotides long. RefSeq names its product transmembrane protein 45B-like. The record is from RefSeq and is a predicted model, not a curated record. The transcript has a single exon. Lineage: Eukaryota; Metazoa; Porifera; Homoscleromorpha; Homosclerophorida; Plakinidae. Bases 199 to 1101 code for a protein of 300 amino acids.
AGUAAUUAAUUAAUUGUCUGAAUGGCGUGAUAACACGCGCUACUAACGUGAUCGGUCUGUAACUCCGACUUCAAUUGUUGACGAUCUUCCAGUUUACGUACGGCCACAAUACAAACGCAAUUACCGCCGCAGGUUUAACUACAGACACCACCGCGUGACGUCACUACCACUACCAACAAUCAGGAGCGUCUCUCGAUCAUGACCACCUGGAUUGGACACUUCGUGCCCGGCUUGGCCAUGAUCAUCUACGGCCUCUGGACCAUUUUAUCCUCCUCGCUGUACUACCACCAGAACCCAAACCACGAAGAUCGACGCCAUCGCCGUCGCCUCCACGCGAGAAAGAGUAUCCCAUUGCCGCCUUGGUACGGAAUCUCGACGAGAUGUUGCUUCAUACCGUUCGAGCCACUCGGAAAGAUAAUCUUGCCGUUACCUGGGAUAUUGAGUGAGAUGAUAACUGCUAAAUUUAGCUUCUACACGCCGCGAGGGCUCGUGAAUACUAGCAACUUCGGACACACCGCCAUGUAUACGCCGUUUGUUAUCAGCGGUGUGGUCGAUCUGGUCGCCUGUAGGGCGAGUCUUCCGGUCGGGACGGAGAGAGCGUUCGUCGGACUGGCGUUCGCGAUCGAGACGCUGACGUUUGUCUUUCAUCUUCAUGGAAGGCCAGAGUUGGAUGCUCAAGUGCACAUCAUGUUGUGUGUUGGUAUCGGGGCUAGUCUAGUGUUUGCUUGUCUGGAGUUUCAUGAUCCGUCGUGUUUUGUUCACCGAAUUGGGAGGGGUUUGUUUUCUCUUAUUCAGGGUACUUGGUUUAUUCAAGUUGGUUUUAUUUUGUUUGGGUGGCCGCCAUGGAAUCCUGAUGAGGCAGGUGUGGUGGAAUUGAUUCCUGUUCUGUUCUGCUGGCAUAUUGUUGGGAACUUAUUGGCUACGUGUAUGAUCUAUUUGAUGACGUGGCUGGUCAUUGCGAAAUGCAAGGCCAAGUCGGUUUGUGGGAUAAGUGCUUGGGGAGGAAAAUCAGGAGUGAGUCGAUGUGAUGGUGUCUGUUCUCUCGAGAUGCAUUCUCUUGAUGAUGAGGAUGAACAAGAUGAAGUUACAGUGACAAUGUGAUAUGUUGUUUUGUUGUCAUCAUGACUCUGGUUAUGUAUUCUAGUCAGCAUAACGUUUGUUAUUUCUUAAUGAAAAGUGGUAAAGUCUAUUAUUUGUGGUGUAUUAGGCAUUCAGUGGAAUGCAGUCUAAGUUACAACAAUGGCUGUUUGUCAUGUUUUUCAUUAUUGUAAUAGCUCAGCUAUUGUAUUAUUGAUUUAUAUGUCAUAAUGUAUGUAUUCAUUCAGACUUUAUUUAACAUGAUGAUGGUGGUGGACUGA